GUAUAAUUACAAAAUUCAGAAUAACUACCUGUGUUUGUAAAUACUUAAGACGUCGAGUUGCCUGUAACCAUGUAUAGCUUAUAAUAUAGAACGUAGUAUUUUAUUUUGUUCUUAUUUUUAGUAUUUGUUUUCGCAUCCAGUGCAGCGAAACGUACGUAAUGGCAAUGAGAAACUUUUGACUUCUAUCUGUCAUUGUCAGUCAAUCAUUUCAAAAAGCAAACAAUCUGCGAAAAUAAACUUUAUUUUUGUCAAGAACUAUCGGGGUUUUGUAGUAAAACAACUGGAUAACUAAUGUUUUGAUAAAAAAAGAUAGUGUUAAUUAACAAAUCAAAUUAGUCUGCAAAAUUCACAGGAAAAAAUGAAUAAUAGUCACUGUCAAAGUUUCUCACUUUUGUGUGAAGAGCUUUGCAAUCUUCUAUAUCUUAAAGAAUAUAAUAAAGAUAAAGUCAAUUCCUUAAUCGACGAGUUGAAUGCUAGACCCUUUAAAGCGGAGUUAUUCGCUCGGAAACAUGAUGCAGCAGCUGUAAUUACAGCUUUAUGUUUAAAUGUUAAGCCAAUAGAUGAAUUUUUGGCCGCGAAAACCUCACAUUUAUUAAAUAGUAUUAUCACGAAACAAAGCUUGCAAUUUGGCUCUGAUUAUUUGUGGAAAGUAAUUUCAUGGCAUGUGGAUUGUCUAAGAAAGUGUUCAGACAUAGUUCUACCUGAUAUUCUUCAUAGUAUGCAAUGCAUAUUGCAUUAUAAUCCACAAGCUAGUCAUAAGUUUACUGAAGAUUUAAUUGGUAAUCAAGGUUUACUCAUAAAACUAAUAGAUCCAACAAAGAGUUCUCUUAGUACACAGAACCCAUUACAAAUAUAUUUAAUAUGCUUGAAAUGUAUUACAAGCAUUUUAUCGACUACAGAUGAAAUAAAGAAUAAAGUAUUGAUUAGCAAUGAAUCAAAAGAACAGAUUUCGCAAAUUGUGACAAGGUUUCUCAUGAAAGGAUAUUCAAAGUCUCAGGAUGAGUUUUUAUAUUGUAAGGUAGUUAUAUCAGGUUUAAGAGUACUAUCCCAGCUAUAUUAUAAUGAUCCUAGUAUCAGCAUUCUGCUACCUGAAGUGAUGGGGAUCUGUCGCUAUUUUGUACUCUAUGGAUUAGUGACCCAGCUCAGUAUGCCUGAGAAGAUAAUGCCAGCACAGCAGACUAUAGCAAUGGCACCGGUUACGCAUAACCCAAACCCUAAAGGAGGAAAGAAACAAAAACUAAGAAAGCAAAGGAACAAUGCAAUAGAGAGUUUGAAGAAGGAAAUACCAGUAUCAGAUCACAGCUUGAUGAAAGAUGUAGAUAAUUUCGAGAACAAUGCUGCUUACAAACCUGCAAGUCGUAACUUCUUAGAGCCACAGAAAGGCAAGAGUUAUUGGAUGCUGACCAGCGACUCCGAUAUGUCUGAUGUUGAGAAUAGUAGAGAGGUGAAGCUAAUAGCUCUACGGUCUAGAGUAAGACAAAGUGCCUCCAACUUAUUUUUAGUUCUAGUAAAGGUAAAAGAAAAGAAAGACAUAUUUGGUUACUGGUGGGCUCUGCUCCCUGACUCACCCGAUCCUGCGAAUUGGUCUGCAUCAGAGGCCUCUAAGAAGACGCUAGCAUAUUGUGCGAUUACUGAUCCGAUAGCUAGCAGUCGUGCAAGUGUAUUAAGCGUUAUUUUAGCGCUCUUCUCUGGCUCCAGAAUGUAUCUGUCUCAGGCGGAAAGUAGUAAGAAAGAGACUACCUCCUUCAUCCCAUUCUCCGAAUCUCUUGGUUACAUGAUCACAUGUAUGCAUAAAGUGUUGAAUAGUAUCCUUGAGACCGAGAGGAGUCACGCCGUGAUCAUCAUAGCUCUGAAGUGUUGUGCCGCCUUGGUACAAGCGACGCCAUACCAUAAGAUGAAGGAAGGCCUUUUAAGUCAACUAGUUUUGUCUACUAGGAAGUUUUUGGUACAUAGAGAUGUUACAUUACAAGUAGGUGCCCUCAUCACAAUGGGAUGCGUUCUCUCCGUCGAUCCCAAAGUAGGCGAAGUACUCAAAGCAAUAGAAAAGGACACAGUACAAUCUAAAGAGUCUUCUACCACGAAUUCUUUUAGAAUAUCCCACACUACCCACAAAUUUGACACAGAGGAAUGUGAAGACUUUGAAGAAGGAUAUUCUGAUGAUGAAAUGUUUACUGCUGUGGAACCAAUAGCGGUAGAAAAUAGUGAAAAAGAUAAAGAAGAUAAUCAUUAUUUCAGAAGUUGGAUUUUAGACAUUUGUUUCAAGAAUAUGGGAUGGAUCUUUAGAGGGAAUCAAGUUACCAGAAUCAAGCCAUCAGCAAUACCUUUAAUCUUGGAAUCACUUCAAGUGCUGUCAGCGAUAUCGUUCCACCACCUACAAGACCUCCUGUUCGACCACAUUACUUUAUUGGGAGAUAUUCUGAGUGAACUGCUGCAGCAUGAGCAUCAGGAUGUGGUCCUGCAGUCGGCAAGGGCUGUCAGUAUCAUUGGCGAUGCGAUACAAAAAUUAGAACAUUCAGAUCAACCGCCUCCACUAAACCAAUGUGUGUACAUUUGGGAGAAGUUGAUAACACCGCUGUCUACAGUACUGCAGUGCCAUGAGAACUCGCCGUGUAAGCCCGUCGUCUGCGACUGUAUUGCUAACAUUGGCGAGAGGUCGUUUAAGGAACUGCCGAGACACCUGCAAGUCCUGUGCUGCACGUUGCUGAUAGGUUCGUGCAGUGACGAGGAGGCCGCCGUCCGCGCCGCCGCAGUGCGCGCGCUCGCCAUGCUCGUCAUGUACAGGACUCUGAGAGAUGACAUAUGUUUUGUUAGCGACUGUGGAGAGAACAUUUUGCGAGCGCUGAAAGAACCUAUGCUAGUUGUAAGGACUAAAGCUGCUUGGGCCCUCGGGAACCUCAGUGACGCACUCGUAUUGAACAUGGAGGAUCCUGAUUCCGAUGACAUAGACGAUGACCUUCUAGUUCGCUUGUUAGAGGUCAGCAUACAAUGCGCAGUCGAUAAUGAUAAGGUAAAAAUGAGCGCGACUCGCGGCCUUGGGAAUUUGUUGCGGUUGAUAAAAAACGAGAAUUUAUUGCGAAAUUCGCAAAUAAAGACCUUAUGCGAAACGGCAAUAGGGAAGCUUUUAGAUUGCGCAUGUAAGGUGAACAAUAUGAAGGUGCGAUGGAACGCUUGCUACGCUAUGGGGAACGCGAUGAAGAAUGAACAGCUCUUCACUUGUUUUAAUGGAUGGCAGGGCAAAGUAUUCCCAAACUUAUGCACCUUAACUCAAGAGUGCAAGAAUCUGAAAGUGCGUAUCAACGCCGCGGCCGCGUUGCGUGCGCCGCAAGCUCGCUCGCACUACGGCGAACACUACGCGCUCGUGUGGCGGGGAUUACUCGCUGCCAUGGAGAAUGCUGCCAACGUCGAUGACUUUAAUGAGUAUAAGCAUAAAGAUAAUCUUAUUGAACAGCUAUGUGUGACUCUUGCCCAUCUCUGCUGCCUGCUGACCCAAGCUGACCUCUCCGACAUCCUGGACCCUCUCGUCUUCCACUACGACACGGCUAAAGCCUUAUUCACACAAGUAUGCCACAAGCUACCCCCAGAGAACGCGUCCUGUUUGCGGAUCCUUCAAGCCGCGAAGUACGUUACCGUUGACUUGACUACAACUUCUGAUCCACAGAUGCAAUCUUUGAGCAUGUUACAGGAUAUAUUUAUAUGGGAUAUGUGAAAUCCUCAUUUGUAAAAUCUCCAUCGUAGAUUUUAGUGAGGUUAUUCGAAAACAGUUCUUAUGUUUAUGUAUAUACGGUAGUUUUUACUCCUACUGCAUUUUCGGAACAAUAACAUGCUAGUGCCUCAAAUCAAAGUACAGUUUAUCUCAAAAUAAGAAGAAGGUUGUCUGAAUUGAAUCCUUAAUGAGGUAAGAUACGAUUUAUUAUUGUAGGUAGAUAGAUUUUUAUACAUUUAAUUGUUGUCGUUACAAGUCUAUGACGCAAAUUAAUCUCCGUAAAGUUCUUCCGCAGAUAUUUGUAAUUUAUGAACGUAGAAUUACUCGUUUCACGUAUUUGUGAAGUAAAAUUUAUAUCUACAUAAAAAUAAAUAUACUGAAACUAAUAUUAGCCUAUAGUAUUGUAAUUUAAUUGUUUAAGUAACUUCUUGAGCGACUUAGUCGAUAAAUUAACGCUUUUACUUGUAAGCCUAUAAAUAUUAACAUUAAGAGUCACGAAAAAUAUUGUAUUGAAGAUUAAUAUUUAUAUGUAAUUAUUCAAAAAACAUUAUAAUUUGCUUUUCUUCCCGCCCCUAAAUAUGUGUGUAAUAAAAACAGGUACAGUCAAAAAAAUAAAAAUACCAUGCUUUGAAUAUACCAUUAUGCUAUUGAAUACACGCACACACGCUUACCUUUCUCAUUGCGCUUUAUUCAAAGCGACAAGAACUUUAUUAGUUUCAAAAAAUACUUUUUUUCUGUCUGUACUAUAUGUGCAUGGUCGACGCGUGCCGACUCAAGUUAUGUUAUUAAAUACAACAAGAUCUAUUACGUUUAAAUAUAUCAUAUCCUGAUAACUCUUGAACUCUAUUAACAUUCAACGCAUUUUUGCGUACUUCAUCCCUAUACAUCACAUAGAUGAGUAGUUUAUAAUACGCAAUAAAAGGUACGAGGUUUGUUUAGUGAGUAAACAAACUUAUCAUGUUCGUUUGUCUGUAUUUAAGACAAAUAAAACGGUUUUCUUAAAACAGCCGUUACAUAAUUGGUGAAACUAUAAUGAGGCUUAUUUACAAUAUUUAACAACUCAUAAUUUCUUCUUCUGUUGUUCGUGUUUUUCAAAACGAUAAAGUUUUAUUUAUUAUUUUUAUUGUAAAUGGACACAAGAGUAUUAUGUUCCCUGGUUAAGUGAAUUAAGAAAAAUGUGUAAAUAUAUAUUUAAUUCUUUCGAUAAAAAUGUACACAUCAAUCUUAUAAAUUAUAAAAGUAUGUUUAUUUUUUUAU
This is a messenger RNA of Trichoplusia ni (cabbage looper), 4960 nucleotides long. Its product is annotated as HEAT repeat-containing protein 6. The record is from RefSeq and is a predicted model, not a curated record. The coding region runs from base 359 to 3706 and encodes 1115 amino acids. Lineage: Eukaryota; Metazoa; Arthropoda; Insecta; Lepidoptera; Noctuidae. The transcript has 16 exons.